Molecule: messenger RNA, 3053 nt
Organism: Xenopus tropicalis (tropical clawed frog)
Lineage: Eukaryota; Metazoa; Chordata; Amphibia; Anura; Pipidae
Product: oocyte zinc finger protein XlCOF6-like
Exons: 1
Coding region: 217-2430 (737 amino acids)
Biological process (GO): positive regulation of DNA-templated transcription
Cellular component (GO): chromosome; nucleus
Molecular function (GO): sequence-specific DNA binding
Source: RefSeq, a predicted model, not a curated record
GGAGGAGGAGCCCCGGCAGCUCCGCCCACUGGGUGAGUAAUGGGUGCAGGGCACCAAAUAUCAGAACCCCGUGUGUAACGGAACUUAUAGGUGACUUUUCAUCCUGUAUCAGAGCCUGUCGGGGUGACAGUUCCUGCGCUGCUGCUCCUUCUAUUCCUGCAUUCCCUGACACAAUGAAUCCCUACAUAUAUGUAUAAAAUGUGAUAAUGAUUUCUCAUGCUUGUAUCUCUGCCAGACGGUGAAUAUGAAGAUAAGAGAGAGAUUCCAGCUGAUCUGGGAGGAACAUUAUGUUAUAAUAAUGAGCCAAGCAAGAUUGGGGCUGAAGGUGCUAAUGAAAAUCUCAUAAACUCUGACAUUUCUUUAGCUUCGUUGGAAAGGGGAAACCAAUCAGAUUGCAGCAUUAAUCCCCUUACAGAACAGAUACAGGGAACAGACACACCCACUCCCAACACAGAGACGUAUAACUGUUCUGAGUGCCAUAAAUACUUUAGUACUAAGGUCGGUCUUCUCGAGCAUCAGAAAACUCACACAGGGGUAAAAUCAUUUGUCUGUUCUGUGUGUGAGAAAUGUUUUAAGUAUCAGUCAAAACUUAUUUUACAUCAGAGAAGUCACACAGGGGAGAAACCGUUCUCUUGUUCUGAAUGUGGGAAAAGGUUUACCCAGCAUGUACAUCUUAUUGAGCAUCACAGAACCCACACAGGAGAGAAACCCUAUUCCUGUUCUCACUGUGGGAAACGUUUUAACUGUCCCUCAAAACUUACUGUACAUCAGAGAAGCCAUACCGGAGAGAGACCUUAUUCAUGUUCCGAAUGUGGGAAGGGCUUUAAAGAUAGCUGGAAUCUCCGUGCCCAUCUAAGAAUCCACACAGGGGAGAAACCAUUCACUUGUUCUCAGUGUGAGAAAUGUUUUACUCAUCGCUCGGCUCUUAAAAGACACCUGGCACUUCACAAACGAGAAAAAACAUUUUCUUGUUCUCGGUGUGGGAAAUGUUUCACUCAUCGCUCAGAUCUUAACAGACACCUGAAAUCUCAUAAAGGAGAAAAAACAUUUUCUUGUUCCCAGUGUGGGAAAUGUUUCAGUUGUACCUCAGCCCUUAAUGUGCAUCUCAGGUCUCACUCUGGAGAGAGACCGUACUCUUGUUCUGAGUGUGGGAAAUGUUUUAAAUAUUACUCAAACCUUACUGUGCAUCAAAGAACUCACACAGGGGAGAAACCAUUUUCCUGCCCUGAAUGUGGGAAAUGUUUCACUAAUGGAGCAAGCCUUACAUACCAUAAAAAAUGUCACACAGGGGAGAAACCAUUCACUUGUACUGAAUGUGGGAAAUGUUUCCGUAAUAGCAAGGGCCUUAAAUUCCAUACAAGAAUUCACACAGGGGAGAAACCAUUCACUUGUACUGAAUGUGGGAAAUGUUUCUGUAAUAGCACGGGCCUUAAAUCCCAUACAAGAAUUCACACAGGGGAGAAACCAUUCACUUGUACUGAAUGUGGGAAAUGUUUCCGUAAUAGCAUGGGCCUUAAAUUCCAUACAAGAAUUCACACAGGGGAGAAACCAUUCACUUGUACUGAAUGUGGGAAAUGUUUCCGUAAUAGCACAGACCUUAAAUUCCAUACAAGAAUUCACACAGGGGAGAAACCAUUCACUUGUACUGAAUGUGGGAAAUGUUUCCGUAAUAGCACAGACCUUAAAUUCCAUACAAGAAGUCACACAGGGGAGAAACCAUUCACUUGUACUGAAUGUGGGAAAUGUUUCCGUAAUAGCUCGGGCCUUAAAUUCCAUACAAGAAUUCACACAGGGGAGAAACCAUUCACUUGUAUUGAAUGUGGGAAAUGUUUCCGUGAUUGCACAAGCCUUAAAAUCCAUACAAGAAUUCACACAGGGGAGAAAGUGAAACCAUUCAGUUGUACUGAAUGUGGGAAAUGUUUCUGUAAUAGCACAGGCCUUAAAUUCCAUACAAGAAUUCACACAGGGGAGAAACCAUUCACUUGUACUGAAUGUGGGAAAUGUUUCCGUGAUCACACAAGCCUUAAAAUCCAUACAAGAAUUCACACAGGGGAGAAACCAUUCACUUGUACUGAAUGUGGGAAAUGUUUCCGUAAUAGCUCGGGCCUUAAAUUCCAUACAAGAAUUCACACAGGGGAGAAACCAUUCACUUGUACUGAAUGUGGGAAAUGUUACCGUGAUCGCACGGGCCUUAAAUUCCAUACAAGAAGUCACACAGGGGAGAAACCAUUCACUUGUACUGAAUGUGGGAAAUGUUUCCGUAAUAGCACAAGCCUUAAAAUCCAUACAAGAAUUCACACAGGGGAGAAACCAUUUGCUUGCAAUGAAUGUGGGAAAUAUUUUAUGUAUCGUUAUCAGCUCACUGCACAUUCCCAGUUACACACAGGGGAGGAACCAUUGCCUGACAGUAACUGUACUGAUACACAGUGAGUUACAUACGAUUAUGACGCUAUCAAAUUAUGAUUCCUUUUGGUCAGUGUAUUCUUAAUUUUCAAUAAAUAUUUAGAGGUAAAACUACACGGAAUAUUCUGUAUAAGGGGUUGGAUGGACAGAUCACAUCCUACAAGUCAGAGGGAGCUGCACAACUCAAAAAAUAAGUGACGGCUACAGAAAACAUUAUUCUGGGUGACUGUCGGACAGGGGUGGGCCAAGCCAACCAGGCACCCUAGGCAACCCGGUCGGCCACCUCACCCCUGCACCUUCUCCCCUCCCCUCGCUUUGGAUUGCGUGGGGGGUAUGGGGGUCCGGAGGGUCAUUGCCCCCACCACGUAAUGACAAGCGGCGGGGGAAAUGACAAGGGAGCACAGACUAGGGGUAGGUGGGAGAGGGUCCUGCCUGGUGCUCCCCAAUCAUUGCACCCUAGGCAGAUGCCUCUUCUGCCUACCCCUAGUUCUGGCCCUGCUGUCAGAAAACUGCAACUCGUGUUUAUCCAACACAAUAAGAUUCCUUUUUCAAAAUACAUUGACUGUAGGAGCUAAUUGCAUGAAGAGAGUUCCCCACCCAACUGCAUUUUGUAUAGUUUUACACUGCUGAUACCACUUCAGGUUCCUGCU